ACCGAGACUGCCUGCCCGUCUGGCACCGGGAGCGGCCCGGGCUCACUUGUGGGCUGUCGGCGAAUGCUUCGAAGAACCAUGGAAGCUGCAGUUGCCAAUUUGGAUCCCACGCCUAGUAAUGCAAAGUCACAGCUGGCUGCAGACACGGCCUGCUGGAAGGUGACCCUGGCCACCGUCCUAGCCAGUGCCAUAGCUGUCAUUUUCUUAGGGCUUCUUCUGGCCUCCCUCUACACACAGGACGUCAGUUUUGAGCACUCGGCUGAACUCAAAGGAAUCCUCUAUGACAGCAGCCUGCAGCAGGAGACUUCCAGUUAUUACAGAGCUUUGACUCCCACUCUGGAAAUGCUGUUUGUAAGUAGCUUUCAGAAAACAAAGCUAGAGGAGAGCUGUGUUGGCUGCACUGUGCUGAGUUACAGGGAUGGGAAUUCCAGUGUUCUGGUCCGUUUCCGCCUACACUUUGUGUCUCAAACCCUCUGGUCUCUGACCCCUGGAUUGGAGGAGGAAACACUCCGGCAAGGUCUGAGCAUGAGAUUCCGUGAGCACAGCAUCCCCCUGCCCACCUACGGGACCAUCUAUUCUGCUGCACUCACAGGGAAUAAGGAGCAGCCUGCGACAGAAAUAAAGCUGAAGUCAGGGUACUGUCCAGGGAAUGCAUUCGCCUGCCAGAGUAACCAGUGUGUGUCCAAAGUGAAUCCCGAAUGUGACGGCAAAGUGGACUGCUCCGAUGGUUCUGAUGAAGCUCACUGUGAUUGUGGAGGCCGGCCUGCCUUGAAAUCAGCCAACAGGAUUGUAGGAGGAAUGGAGGCUGCCAGAGGAGAGUUUCCAUGGCAAGUCAGUCUUCGAGAAAACAAUGAACACUUCUGUGGGGCAGCCAUCCUCAGUGCCAAAUGGCUGGUAUCUGCAGCUCACUGCUUCAAUGAAUUCCAGGACCCCACAGUCUGGAUGGCCUAUGCUGGAACCACCUUUCUUAGCGGCUCUGACAGCGGCACUGUGAAGGCUCGAAUCGCCCAGAUCAUCAAGCAUCCCUUCUACAACUCAGACACGGCAGACUUUGACGUGGCCGUCCUAGAGCUGGGCAGCCCCCUGCCUUUCACCAGCCACAUCCAGCCAGUGUGCCUCCCCUCGGCUACUCACAUCUUCCCUCCCAGGAAGAAAUGUCUCAUCUCUGGGUGGGGCUACCUUAAGGAGGACUUCUUGGUGAAACCAGAGGUCCUCCAGAAGGCAACUGUGGAACUCCUAGACCAGGCGCUGUGUGCAAAUCUCUAUAGCAACUCACUCACAGACCGGAUGGUGUGUGCUGGCUACCUGGAUGGGAAGGUGGAUUCCUGCCAGGGUGACUCAGGAGGACCACUGGUCUGUGACGAGCCCUCAGGGAGGUUCUUCCUUGCUGGCAUUGUAAGCUGGGGCAUCGGCUGUGCUGAAGCUCGGAGGCCGGGAGUCUAUGUUCGUGUGACCAGGGUUCGAGACUGGAUUAUGGAGACCAUCUCAACAGCACCCACUGUCAGCGCGCCGGCCAUCUUUCCUGACUCCUCCACCACCAGCAGUGACUGGUUUUUGACUACAGAGAGACACAUGACCAGUAUCACCACCAAGCCCAAGCUGGUCCCUAGCACAAAUCCGGAGGCAGCAUCUCUCUACCCAAGCACCACCUCCAGGCCACAAGAGUGUGGGGGGAGACCCGGGAUGCCCAAACCCAGCAAAAUCAUCGGGGGAUUUGACGCCAUCAAGGGUGAGAUUCCGUGGCAGGUCAGCCUGAAGGAAGGGUCUCGACACUUCUGUGGAGCCACAGUAGUGGGAGAACGAUGGCUGGUGUCCGCAGCCCACUGCUUCAAUCACACAAAGAUGGACUUUGUGAAAGCAUAUUUGGGAACGACAUCCCUCACGGGAGCAGAUGGCAGCACUGUGAAGGUCAGCAUCAAGAGUGUGGUGCUCCACCCCUCCUACAACCCUGUCAUACUGGACUUUGACGUGGCCUUGCUGGAGCUGGCCAGCCCGCUCCUCUUCAACAAGUACAUCCAGCCGGUCUGCCUCCCCCUGGCCAUCCAGAAGUUCCCUGUGGGCCGCAAGUGCAUGAUUUCUGGGUGGGGAAACACCCAGGAAGGCAAUGCAACCAAGCCCGAGAUUCUGCAGAAGGCAUCUGUGGGUAUCAUUGAUCAAAAGACAUGUAGUGUUCUCUACAAUUUCUCUCUCACUGAUCGCAUGAUAUGCGCUGGUUUUCUGGAAGGGAAAACAGAUUCAUGUCAGGGUGACUCUGGGGGGCCACUAGCCUGUGAAGAAACUCCAGGAGUGUUUUAUCUGGCAGGAGUUGUGAGCUGGGGGAUUGGAUGUGCUCAGGCUAAAAAGCCAGGAGUGUACUCCCGGAUGACCAGACUCAAGGACUGGAUAGUGGACACCAUCUCACCUGGCCUGCAGGCUGGCUCCACCCUUUUCCCUGAGAAAACACCUAUCAUUACCAGCCACCCUCUAGGAGGAACUUUAACUACCACAAGUGUGACCACCAGCAAACUGACUCCUCCACCAACUAGCAAAACCACCCCCAAACCAACCAGCAAAACCACUGUUCAGGCCCCCAGCAAACCUACCAGUCAGCCUACCAGCAAAACCACUCUGAAGACAACUAGCGGACCCUUGACGAUCAAAACUACCCCACACGCUACCACCUCUACCCUCUCUCCAGACUGCGGUGUCUCUGCAGUGGGCACCCUCACCAAGAUUGUGGGUGGCAGCGCUGCCAGCCGUGGGGAAUGGCCCUGGCAGGUCAGUCUCUGGCUGAGGAGGAAGGAACACAAGUGCGGGGCGGUGCUGAUUGCGGACAGGUGGCUGCUCACUGCCGCUCACUGUUUUGACGUUUACAGUGACCCCAACCUGUGGGUGGCCUUCCUGGGGACAGCCUCCCUGAGUGGUAUGGAUGGGAAGGUCGAGAAGGUGUACCGCAUCUACAAGCACCCGUUCUACAACGUCUACACCUUGGACUACGAUGUAGCCCUCCUAGAACUCUCUGCCCCCGUGAAAUACACCAGUGUCAUCAAGCCCAUCUGCCUCCCAGACCACUCUCAUCUCUUCCCUGAAGGCACCAAGUGUUUCAUCACAGGCUGGGGCUCCAUCCGGGAAGGAGGGCUGAUGGCGAGGCACCUGCAGAAAGCCGUGGUGAACAUCAUUGGAGAAGAGACCUGCAGGAAGUUCUACCCCAUCCAGAUCAGUAACAGAAUGCUGUGUGCUGGCUUCACCCAGGGAGGUGUGGACAGCUGCUCGGGUGAUGCUGGGGGACCGCUGGCUUGCAAGGAGCCCUCUGGGAGAUGGUUUCUUGCUGGGGUCACCAGCUGGGGGUACGGCUGUGCCAGGCCAUAUUUCCCAGGUGUCUACUCCAAGGUGACGGCUGUGAGGGGCUGGAUCAGGCAGAAUAUCAGACUGUGA
Messenger RNA from Sarcophilus harrisii (Tasmanian devil), 3414 nucleotides. It is a transcript of the gene TMPRSS9, whose product is annotated as transmembrane serine protease 9. NCBI's taxonomy places the organism in Eukaryota, Metazoa, Chordata, Mammalia, Dasyuromorphia, Dasyuridae. Gene Ontology annotation, molecular function: protein binding; serine-type endopeptidase activity. The transcript is spliced from 19 exons. The record is from RefSeq and is a predicted model, not a curated record. Bases 64 to 3414 code for a protein of 1116 amino acids. Gene Ontology annotation, biological process: proteolysis.